UUUUUGUAGUAAUCCGAAUUCAGAGAAUCCAGAGUUUAGUGUUCCAACUGUCUUGUCUUCUUUCACUCGCGUGCUUGCCAACCAAUCAGGAUUUAGAAUAGUUCUCUCUACCCCAAUCGAACUCACGCAUAUUAGACUCAAGGUUAAGCCACUCAGCCUAACGCGUCAAGGUCAUAAUUUAGACUACACCGACCAAGGUCAAGUCAUAACAAGUAUCACGGGGUAAAAGCGAUUCAAGGUCAUAACAACUUCUUUAUGCAACUCUCAAAGAACUACUACUAGACCGUGUAAAGUGUACGAAUUUCGAAUGCUGUGAGGGAUAAAAAUUUCACAAAGCGAUUUGUCAGGACAUCAAGAAUAUCACUAGAUUACUACGUCAUUCCAAUCCAAUGCAUACUCAAGGCUAUGCAGGCAAUUCAUUGAGGAAAUGCGAAGCAGGUCACGAAGAUGAGCAAACGUUUGGUAAAUGAGAAUAUGUUGAAUGAAUCAAAUUAUGAACAAAAAUAUGAUGUAGUUUUGAUAGAUGCUGAUUUUUCUAAUGAUCCAUCACUCUCUAAUGACAUUCUUAAUAAAUUUGAGGAAAAUAUUUCAGAAGAAUCAAGUCAUAUUAAAUGUUAUCUGUCCUUAUAAUGCAUUUGUUUCUCAUGGGAAAGUUGUUCAAUGCGAAUCACCAGUGCUAAAUGAGCUCGAUUUUGAUUACAAUUCGAAUGAUUUCAUAUCGAAUAUUGUUUAUCCCUAUCAUGAAGUCACUUCUAAUGUUUACUCUAGUCAAUGUGAGAAAUAUAUUUUAAAUGAAGUCACAUCAUUUAUAACUUGGGGAUAUGAAGAUCCAAAAUUAUUUCGUGGUGGAGGAUAGUGUUGGAAAGUCGAUGGUUCAAAUUCUACACAUCAGUGGUUUCAGUACACAACCGACAUAAUGACUGUAUACAAUUCCAGGACCCAGAUGAAUCCGUUCCGAUUUCAGUUGUUAAUUCUAACACUAAUGAGUAUAUUCUAGAUCGUACAGAGUUUACAUCCGCUACUCAAUCGGACAGAUAUAUGAUGAACCUAAGGAGAAGAGGGACGAUUAAUUGCAGAAAUUUGAAUCCUCACUUAAGCUGUGGCAGAUGUGGUGUUUGUAUGAACUAAUGAUUCCUUUGUGCUUGAUGACUGCUUGAUUUAGAAUCCCAAAUACAAAAAAGUUUGCUCGUGCUCACAUAGUUCUUCUUGGUAAAAUUGCGUUAUUUCUGGGAUUCAUAAUUCGUACAAUAAUUCGAAUACUUCUAAUCAUCACACCAUCCCAUAUAAAACAACCUUGCUAAAUAUCCCUAACUGGAAUAAAUCAUUUUGAUCAUCUAUAUUCUGCACCUGGAUCUCAAGAGUCUUUAUUUGAAACAGUUAUCAUGCCUAGUUGUAAAACCAACAUUUUUCACAAAUCAAAAAACCGAUUUCUCUUCUGACAAACAGACCAACAAUUAUCAUAGCUAUAUAUGGAAUGUCUGUAUGAUUUCCAAGGGCAGAAAGUUCGUUCAAACAUCUGUGGAAAUGAAAAGAUACAACCUGUCAGAACUUAGAAUAAGUGAAACCCAACGGAUGCAAACUGAACCGAAAAGAUUAGCUUCACGAGAGUUGCUGCUGUACUCUGAUCACGAAGAGGAAAUCGCCUCACACGAGAAAUUGCACUAAUCCUCUUCAAAGAAGCACAACAACAGCUUAUAGCACGAGGAUCUCAGGCAUCCAGAAUCACAAUAGCAUCCUUCAAACCAAAGAACGAAUGAAUGACAGUAAGUGCCACUCAGAGCUAAAGGUAGUAGUGAAGAUGAUAAAGAUCAGUUUUAUAAUGUGAGGCUCCAGUCGAUGAUAGGAAAUUGUUGAGGAAAGUGUAUAAUCAUUCUAAUGUAAAUCUAUAUGUUUUCAACAAAAUGGUUAUCGGUGGCAUCAUAUUCCUCAACAAACGUAUAAAUAAUGCUAUAUAAGCUUCAUCGGAACUCACUACUCAGUACUAAGUUGAUAACACUUGCAUCCAUUGAAAGUUCAGAUGGUCAGUAGGACACAUGAACACAAAGAGAGAAGCUAACAUAGCUUUAACUCACCGUCUGUUGAUGGCUGAUACAGGGUCGACACUUAAGGAGCACAGAACAAUUGGAGAAACAGCACCACAAUGUUUGAUGCACACUUUCUUCGAGAAACUGACAAACUCAACAAUCUCAAGAUAGCUCUCAACAAGGAUUUACAAACUUCACAAAGAUUUGAGCAGGAGGAGGAGAAGAACAAACACCAACAGACUAGAAACAAGAAUAACUUAUCAACAUUUCGUGGAGAAAAGAUCACAGUUAGCAUAAGAACGACAGAGCCAACACACUAAUAUCACUGCUAGAAAAGCUUCCCAACCGAGUGUUGCUGACCUAAAUAAAAGAUCCAAUAGAUACACAACUUCCACAUCAACAGACUGCAUUCCGCAAGGAUAGAUCUUGUACCGACCAACUUACAACAUUCCUGACCAUUGUUGAACAGUCAAAUGAAUGGAACACAUCACUAAACAACGGAUUCUCUGAUUGUGAGAAAGCACUCGAUAGAGUGGAUAGGGAAUAUUUGGAAAUCUUACUCAACAAUAUGGAGUAUCGAGGAAUACCGUCAUCAUCACACAGAACUCGUGCGACAGAAUUGACUGUGAAUGGAGGACAGCUGACAAAUGCAUUCCGAGGGAAUAAUAGUUUGUGUUGUGUAAGGCUGUCCACUCUCGACCUUUCUACUCCUCUCAGUUGUUGACUGGAUUAUGUUGACCAUCAUAUCUCAGGUGACUCAUGGAAUUCAGUGCAGAUGCUGAACGCAUUUCGACUUCUCAAAUGAUCUUCACUUCCUAUCCCAUACACAUACAAUAACAAAUUCAGGUGAAUACAGACAGUGUGGCAGCAGUCUCUACAAUAGUAGACCUCAACAUACACGAGUGAAAAUGCAGCACCAUCCAAAUGAAACUUGAUGGUGAAUCUGUGGAAGAGGUGGGAGCCUCUACUCACCUGGACAGAAUCAACCAAUAACAAGGAGGAUACAACGCAGAUGUGACGGCACGAAUCGGCAAAGCAAAUGGAGCACACAUACAAUCGAAGAGUAUCUGGAACACAUAAUAACUAACUGUCGGAGAACACCAAACUCACAAUCUUCAACACCAUCAUUGAAAUAGGUCUAUUGUACUGAACUGAAACUUGCAGAACUACUACAAUCAUCACUGAAAAUGUUCACGUAUAUAUAUGAAUAACUGUGAAUGGAAGAUGCUCCAUAUCCAUUGACCAGACAUCAUCAACAACAACCUACUAUUUCAGAGGACAAACCAGAUGUGAAUUGAGGAGGACACAAAAAAUGACGCUGUAAACGGAAAACCACCAAACAACAUCGUAACAUGGAAUCCUGAAUGGAAGUGGAAGAAGGGCAGACUAAAUAACACAUGGAAUAAGGAAUUGGAAGUAGACGUAUGAGCACGAACAGAACUGCGAAGAACUAUAAAGGAGAAAGUAUUGCAGAGAUUGUUGGAGGAUCCUGGUCGAUGGUCUUUACGGUGGUCCAUGAGGAGUAACAGGAGUAAGCAAGUAAAUAAGUAUCCAUUUUGAUAUAUCUCCACACAUUAUUUGUACCUUCUCCUCUCUUUUUUGACACACUACAAUCUUCCUUACAUUGAACAAUUCACACAGAACUUACUUUUUAAGCAUGAAACAUUGUUUUCUGUAUAAAUUCACCCUGACAAGAUUAACGAAUUAUAUGAUGGUUUCAAAUUCACUCCUCACUAAGUAUGUGAGUACCUAAGUAUGGGGAACACUUGCGUCAUCCAUCUCAGUUAGUACACAACAAGAAUCGAGUUGUCGAAUCAAUCACUGUUUGUAUGAUGCACUCAUCAAACAGAAAAACUGAAUCCCAAAGAUUUUGGUUUACCAAUUUGACUACUCAUGAGUAGUGUAAAUUUAUGUUUUAGUUUUCUAAGACUAUCAGAAAACUUGAAAAACAGACUAAAUGGACUUCUUCCAAGACUGACAAAUAUCUAAAUUGAAAAUGUGUCUUCAAACUAGAGAAAGGUUAUGAAGACUCAACUUUCGCACACAAACCGGU
Schistosoma haematobium is the source of this 4077-nucleotide messenger RNA. RefSeq lists its product as uncharacterized. NCBI's taxonomy places the organism in Eukaryota, Metazoa, Platyhelminthes, Trematoda, Strigeidida, Schistosomatidae. The transcript is spliced from 2 exons. Bases 524 to 856 code for a protein of 110 amino acids. The record is from RefSeq and is a predicted model, not a curated record.